CACGUCCAUAAGCUGGUGCUAGCAGUUCCAUCUAUCGGGGUAGGCAGCAGCAGCGAUCCUGUCCGGUCCGAUCUUGCUUGUGCGAAUUCCGACCUCUUUAUUAAUUUCUGCUUUCUGCCGGGUCUCUCCUCUCGUCAUCAAUCAAUCGAGCCAUGCAUCCAUCCAUCUCUGCUCGGUACAACUAGCUCGCUCGUGGCGAUCGAUCUUCUUGGGAAGCAACAACCCAAAAGUUGGUGAGAAUUCUAUUCCUCUAUACCAGAUAGAGAGAGAAACCCAGCCAGCAGCACAGGCAGCAAGCGCAGGCAGGGAUCGCGCGCAGUGGUAGCUAGGGGCCGGGGGUAGCUUUUAACAGGGACAAGCUUCCUCACUAACCUCUUUUUCUCUUUGUUCUCUUCUCAGGCCGCUUUGUUCCCUCGCUCGCUCGCCCGCCCUCUUUAGCCAGCCAGCCACCAGCCCCGAUCUCCCUCGAUCUCCUCUCCUCUCCUCUCCUCUCCUCUUUUUACCCUGUCACUCAUUCCCUCCCAGCCGGCGGCAGGGCCGGCCUUAAUCCUGCCACAUAUGGGGACGGGCUAGCAAAGCGGAGCUGCGGACACCGAGAGGCUUUCCAUAUCCUCUCCAUCAUCAUUAAGUACGUGGUGGUGGGGCGCGGGACUGCCGUGUCGGCCGGCCAUGACAUGGUGCAAUAGCUUCAACGACGUGCGCGCCGUGGAGAACAACCUGGCCUCCGCCGCGGCCGUCGCGGCGGCGGCGGCCAAGAAGCAGCAGCACCACCACCAGCAGCAGCAGGCCUCCUCCCACGCCAGCCUCGUCAGGACGUGCCCCUCCUGCGGCCACCAUGCGCAGUAUGAACAGUUGCAGGCGGCGGCGACCAUACAGGAUCUGCCUGGGCUGCCGGCCGGCGUGAAGUUCGACCCGACGGACCAGGAGCUGCUGGAGCACCUGGAGGGGAAGGCGAGGCCGGACACGCGCAAGCUCCACCCGCUCAUUGACGAGUUCAUCCCGGCAAUCGAGGGAGAGAACGGCAUUUGCUACACCCAUCCCGAGAGGCUUCCAGGAGUCGGCAAGGACGGCCUAAUCCGCCACUUCUUCCACCGUCCAUCAAAGGCGUACACGACGGGGACUAGGAAGCGGCGCAAGGUGCACACCGACGAGCAGGGCGGCGAGACAAGGUGGCACAAAACGGGCAAGACCCGCCCCGUAUUCACUGACGGCAAGCUCAAGGGGUACAAAAAGAUCCUCGUCCUCUAUACCAACUACGGCAAGCAGCGCAAGCCGGAGAAGACCAACUGGGUGAUGCAUCAAUACCACCUAGGCUCCGAUGAGGAGGAGAAGGAUGGAGAGCUCGUCGUCUCCAAAGUGUUCUAUCAGACGCAGCCACGGCAGUGCGGCGGCUCGACGGCUGCCGCUGUCAGGGACGCCGCCAUCGCGGCAGGCAACAUCAUCAAGGGCGGCGGUGCAGGUGCAGGUGCAACUACUGAUCAUCAUCGUCAUCAUCACGAGGAUGGCCACAACAACAACAUGCUGAAGGAAGCUUCAGGGAUGGUAGAUUUCUACAGCCCAGCUGCCGCAGCACUAAUCGGGUACAGCAGCCAGGCGGCUCCUCCUAACAACAGGGCGGUCGCCGCCGCGGCUGCGGCUGCUGCUGCUUCUGCUCAUUUGAUGCCUAACUUCGAGGUGCACACGGGAGGGACAGGCUUUGGUCCCUGACCAAGAAUUGCAAAGCCAACUAAAGCAAAGCAGUUCUAUUCCUUGACUGAUAUAUACUCUACUAGGUUAGAGGCCAGGAGACACGUAAUGAGCGGGUGGCAGGCAGAUAAAAUGGCACUGGCAGUGCGCAUGAAGCAGUUUCGAAACAGUACUACUGGACAAUAAGGGUGUUGAGUGGCUGCACAGGUGAUGAAGCGUAGGGAUCAAUAUUUGUUACAUUGUUCAUUAUAUACACAUAUAAGUAUACGUAACUUGACGUCUUAACGUACUCUCAAAUUUUUGUUUAAUGAUCUAUUGUUCCAUAAUAAGAAUCAUAUUUUCUUUUGA
Messenger RNA from Hordeum vulgare subsp. vulgare (domesticated barley), 2034 nucleotides. RefSeq names its product NAC domain-containing protein 73-like. Gene Ontology annotation, biological process: regulation of DNA-templated transcription. NCBI's taxonomy places the organism in Eukaryota, Viridiplantae, Streptophyta, Magnoliopsida, Poales, Poaceae. Bases 670 to 1707 code for a protein of 345 amino acids. Gene Ontology annotation, cellular component: nucleus. The transcript is spliced from 3 exons. Gene Ontology annotation, molecular function: DNA-binding transcription factor activity; transcription cis-regulatory region binding. The record is from RefSeq and is a predicted model, not a curated record.